AUGUCGUCGUUCGCCGGCGUGUCGGUCGUCGACGGCGUCGAUCUGUGCCCCCCUUGCGCCGGGUCGGCCUGCGAAACCAACGCCUACUGCGGGUACCACCUGCUCGUCGUCCAGGGCUACUCGCGCGCCAAGGAGAAGGCGCCCACCGGGGAGAGCAUCAUCUCCCGGCCCUUCAGGGUCGGAUGCCAUACGUGGCAGAUCGAGCUCUUCCCCAACGGCGAUAACCCGAGCUGCGCCGACUUCGUCUCUCUCUACGUCUGCCGCCUCGACGACUAUCUCAACAAUGCCGUGGAUGCCAAGUUCAGUCUCAGUUUCGUCGACCAGGCCGAGAAGCAGAAGCCGGUGUACAUUCUUGGGACCGAGACGUGCAGCUUCCCCCAUGGCGGUUCUCGGGGCCACCGCAAGUUCAUGAGGAAAGACGCCCUUGAACGAUCGGAGAAUAUGAGGCGUGAUGGUUUCACCGUCCGGUGCGACAUCAUGAUCUGCUGCGAGGAGGAUGACGACGCCGGUGGCACCGCCCCGCCUCGCUACAUAUGCCAGCAUUUUAACACUCUCCUUGAAAGUAAGGUGGGCGCUGAUGUGACCUUCGAGGUCAGCGGCGAGACGUUCGCUGCGCACCGGUGCGUGCUUGCUGCCCGAUCGACGGUCUUCAUGGCGCAGCUCUUUGGCCCCAUGAAGGAGGGCACCACGUCCAGUGUCAUACAGAUUGAAGACAUGGAGGCAAAAGUGUUCAGGGCUUUGCUUAGGUUCAUCUACACAGACUCAUUCCCUGAGAUGGAGAAGGAAGUCAUCCAGGAGGAAGCACAAGAAGUGGAACAAGGACAAGAAGAGGAUGAAAUGCGUUUGCAAUGGUUGUGA
This is a messenger RNA of Triticum turgidum subsp. durum (durum wheat), 858 nucleotides long. NCBI's taxonomy places the organism in Eukaryota, Viridiplantae, Streptophyta, Magnoliopsida, Poales, Poaceae. The record is from the annotation of a GenBank genome assembly.